AUGUCCAAGGUCAUACGCAGCGUGAAAAAUGUGACCAAAGGGUACUCACACGCCCAGGUCAAGGUCCGAGAUGCGACGAGCAAUGACCCAUGGGGCCCAACCGGCACACAGAUGAGCGAGAUUGCUCAGAUGACAUUCAACACGUCCACUGAGUUUUACGACAUAAUGGAUAUGCUUGAUAAGAGACUCAACGACAAGGGAAAGAACUGGCGCCACGUUUUGAAGGCGCUAAAGGUUCUCGACUACUGUCUGCAUGAGGGCUCUGAGCUGGUUGUCACAUGGGCUCGCCAGAGCAUCUACAUCAUCAAGACGCUGCGAGAGUUCCAAUACAUUGACGAAGAAGGCCGCGAUGUUGGCCAGAAUGUGCGUGUUGCGGCCAAGGAAUUGACUGCGCUGAUUCUCAACGACGAGCGAUUGCGAGCUGAGCGAAGCGACCGAAAGUCCUGGAAGUCGCGCGUAAUGGGCCUCGACUCUGAUUUUGGUCCCCAGUAUGCCGAGCAGUCUCAGCGACGACAGCCACGAUCAGAACGAAGACCCGGUAAUGAAGAGGACGAUGCCGAGUAUCGCCUUGCAAUCGAAGCUAGCAAACAUCAAGAGGAGGAAGAUAGGAGAAAGAGACAGAAUGCCGCCGGUCCUGAAAAUGAUGAUGAUCUUGCAAAGGCCAUCAAACUCAGCCAGGAAGAAGAGGAAAGAAGGCGCCGUGAGCUGGAAGAUGCCAACGCCCAUUCUCUAUUUGACGAUGAAACUCCUCAACCUUCGCAGCAACCCCAGCACACUGGAUUCAACCAGGGAUACCAGCAGGGCAACGCCGUGGAUUUCUGGGCCAAUCCAAUUGACCAGCAGGCGCAGCAGAUUCCUCAGCCGACUGGCUACCUGGGUAACGCAUAUACCGGAUUCCAACAACCGCAACAACAACAACCGCAGCAGACCGGCUGGCAGCAAAACUUUAACACCGGCUACGGUGUCGAUGCGUUCGGCAAUCCUCUUGCUCAACAGCAGCAGCAGCAACAACAACAAUUCCUUCAGCAACAACAGUUUGCUCAGCAACAGCAACUGCAGCCUUCUCAGCAGGCUCUGGAUUUGGCUAUUCAACCUGGAAGCAACAAUCCUUGGUCGACCAAUAACCAGUUACAACAGCAGUCUCUUAGACCCACGCCGACAGGUUCCAACAAUCCUUUUGCCCAGAACCGACCGCAGUCAGCAAGACCCGCGACUUCUUCUCUCAGCCCUCUACCGGAGCAAAAGACUCUAUCCAACUUCAACCAACCCAGCUUCAGCCAACCCAGCUUCAACCAACCUCAGCUUCAGCUGCAGCUGCAGCAGCAACAGCAGCAGAAGCCCGGUUUCACUGCUCCUCAGAGAGAGCUCAGCGAACACGAGAGGAAAUUGAACGCUCUGCUGGCCUCUGGAGACGGUCAAGAUACUUAUGGAAACACUGGUGACCUGCGAAUCCCCGCACAGCACACGGCUCCAGGAACGUUUAUCAACAGUGCUGGCGCGGGUCUUAGCCGACUUAACCCAGAAGCUACCGGCAACAAUCCCUUUUUACGGCAGCAGUUUACUGGUAUGCCGAGCAUUACCUAUGGUGGCCAGCCUCAGCUGAACAGCAACCCAUUCGGAGCCCAGCAGCGACCGCAGCAACAAGGCCAACCACAAGAUUUAAUCCAGUUUUAA
Molecule: messenger RNA, 1674 nt
Organism: Trichoderma gamsii
Lineage: Eukaryota; Fungi; Ascomycota; Sordariomycetes; Hypocreales; Hypocreaceae
Product: ENTH domain-containing protein
Exons: 4
Coding region: 1-1674 (557 amino acids)
Biological process (GO): endocytosis; actin filament organization
Cellular component (GO): plasma membrane; endosome; clathrin vesicle coat
Molecular function (GO): clathrin binding; phospholipid binding
Source: RefSeq, a predicted model, not a curated record